GCAAAACCACCCGGCGUCGGUGUCUUCUUUCACGCUGGCGGUGACGCCAGCACGGGGCACGGAGAGGGCGCUGGUACCCGCGACAGCAGUUCCGACCAUCGACCCGCGAAUCAUGUCCCUGUAGUGGCCAACAAUCCAACCCCGGGGGAAAGCUAG
Messenger RNA from Dibothriocephalus latus, 156 nucleotides. NCBI's taxonomy places the organism in Eukaryota, Metazoa, Platyhelminthes, Cestoda, Diphyllobothriidea, Diphyllobothriidae. The record is from the annotation of a GenBank genome assembly.